GCAUCAGAGCGUCCACGAAUCUUUCUACAGCGUUGUUGGCAGGGCGGCCAGAGCGAUUUUUGACGCUCUCGGUGUGAACGCACAGUAAAGCACCAAGUAUUUAGUCUGUGCCGAAGAGGAGAUUCGAGACUCGCGCAUUAUAUUAAUGUGCUUUCGCGCUACAAUAUAUGCGCUCUUGACAUUUAUCAUUAAAACAACGCCAUAUACUUCGCUUUCGCCAUGGAGCUGUAGGACACGUCCGGGCGUCGAAAUGGGCUUUCUUUUUACACUCAUUUUGAACUUUUUGGUGUAUAUACUCCAUGUUCAAUGCGCGAGACACCAUCUCCUCUAUUUUUACACCGCGCUCACCAAACCUGAUGGGUUCUCCGGCCCUGUGUUCAGUGCAGUGGGUGUGUGUGAGGACAGACGGAUCUCUCGCUACAGCAAUGAAGAACAAACCUGGAAAAGAGACUGUUUGGAUGCAGAAAUCUGGAGAAAUACCAAAGAACCUCGUGACCCUAGAGACUGGUUUCUACAUCAGGUUAACGCUCUGGCAAACUGCACAAACUCCAUAUGUGAUGGCCUCCAUACACUACAGAGGAGAGUUGGCUGUGAGGUGGAGAAAUGUCCAGAUGGAUCAGUGAUUCAUGUGAAUGCAUUUGAUGAGUACGGAUAUGAUGGAGAGCAGUUUAUUGCUUUUAAUUCUGCCACAAUGCAGUGGAUUGAGAAAACUCCAAAGGCAAAAGAAACCAGAAUGAAGUGGAACAAUCAACGAGUUCGCAGACAAGUCCUGCAGAUGGUCCUCAAGAACUGCAUGAACUGGAUCUCCACAUUUAAUGAUUCAGUCAGAGCUUCUCCAGUUCUUCACAUGUUUGCAUCUGUAGCUCCUCGAGACCAAAGCAAGCAGAUUCUGACCUGUCUGGCCACUGGCUUCUACCCCAAACUCAUAGAGAUGAACAUCACACUAAACAACAUCACACUCCAACCCUUCAGCUCUAGUGAAGUCAGACCUAAUGAUGAUCAAACCUUUCAAAUAAGAACCAGUGUGAAGAUACACAGAGAUGAGAAACGGGGUUAUGAGUGUCGUGUCCUGCAAAGCAAUCGGACAUAUACAACAUCAUGGGAUGGAAGUCUAGAAUCUAGACACCAUUAUUUGCUGGAAGGAUUAAUUGCAGUUGCUGUUGUAUUUGCAGUUGCAGUCUUAUUAAUCAUGCUUUUAAUCUACAAAGGGAUAAAUGGCCAGAUGAACUGUAAUGGUUCAACCAGAAGUGAGAAUGUCAACACAUUUUCAGCGGGUCCCCUGACUGCAAGUGAUUCAUGUGAGAGCAGUGCAUGAGAAACACACUGGUGCAGAUGAUCCAAGUAUCACCACUUCAUAUUCAUGUUCUUCAGUGAAAAAACCCUGGAUGUAUAGAAAUUAUAACAGUGAUAGGAUCUGAUAAAGAUUUUACAUGAAAAAGGGGAUGGUCCCUUAUUGUUCCCUUUCCAGUGAACACAGGAGAACUCCAGUGUUUCCCCUGCCAUUAUAUUCGGCCCGGCCCGGCCCCCCAACGGCACCCCCUGCCCCCCUUG
Sinocyclocheilus anshuiensis is the source of this 1551-nucleotide messenger RNA. RefSeq names its product BOLA class I histocompatibility antigen, alpha chain BL3-7-like. The transcript has 6 exons. Gene Ontology annotation, biological process: immune response. Gene Ontology annotation, cellular component: external side of plasma membrane. The coding region runs from base 146 to 1315 and encodes 389 amino acids. The record is from RefSeq and is a predicted model, not a curated record. NCBI's taxonomy places the organism in Eukaryota, Metazoa, Chordata, Actinopteri, Cypriniformes, Cyprinidae.